CAGACAGACUGACAGAAAGACAGGCAGACUGACUGACAGAAACACAGGCAGACAGACCGACAACCCUGUUGGGGCCUGUUCCUAGUUGGCCAGAGAGCGAGCAGGGUUGUGGAGCCGCGCCCGCCUGCUCCCAGGCUACUUUAUGGAACGAUGCUGAAGGAAAUAAGAAAUUCAUUAAUGCUUGUGGAAACUGUAGACUAUUAAGUUCUUUAGAUGCGGAUGUUACAGUAUAUUGGCCAUGGAUCAACGAAAAAAUGACAGCCUUGUUCCUAGUAUCACACAACUGGAGGAUUUUCUUACAGAGCAUAAUUCCAAUGUCGUUUGGCUUCUUGUUGCUACAAUUCUAUCUUGUGGAUGGAUUAUUUAUCUAACUUAUUAUAAUUCCCGGAAUGUUGGAUUGAUUUUAACAUUAGUUCUUAACAGAUUAUAUAAGCAUGGCUACAUUCAUAUUGGUUCCUUUUCUUUCUCUGUCCUGUCUGGAAAAGUGAUGGUUCGUGAAAUCUAUUAUAUUAACGAAGACAUGUCCAUCAGAAUUCAAGAUGGAUUUAUUAUUUUUCGGUGGUGGAAGAUGUAUAAUCCAAAGCAGAAGCAGCAUGAUCCAAAGGCAGAAACUAGACUCUACAUCACUGUGAAUGAUUUUGAAUUUCAUGUCUAUAACCGUUCUGAUCUUUAUGGACAACUUCAAGAAUUAUUUGGUCUGGAUCCAACAAUAAUCCCACCAAAGAAAGAGGAUGAAAAAGCGCACGAGAAUGGGAGAGAGAGACCCCAGCCUAGCCUUGAAAGUGUUAAAGUAAAAUCAGAGUCCCAGGACCCAUCAUCUUCAUGGAGAUCUCUUAUUCCAGUCAUAAAGGUCAAUGUUAGCACAGGUCGUUUGGCAUUUGGGAAUCAUUAUCAGCCACAGACUCUCUGUAUUAACUUUGAUGAUGCAUUCUUAACUUACGCCACGAAACCACCUUCGAGCCAUCUUGAUCAAUUUAUGCAUAUUGUAAAGGGAAAACUGGAAAAUGUCAGAGUUAUGCUGGUUCCCAGUCCACGAUAUGUUGGCCUUCAAAAUGAUGAACCACCAAGAUUAAUGGGAGAAGGUUUUGUUGUGAUGCAGUCCAAUGAUGUUGACAUCUACUAUUACAUGGAUGAGCCAGGCCCAGUACCAGAGAAAACUGAAGAAAAUAUUGAAGGAGAAACUAGCAGUGAGGAUAAUAAAUUACAAGAUUUGCCUCCUUGUUGGGGAUUAGACAUAGUUUGUGGUAAAGGAACAGAUUUCAACUAUGGACCUUGGGCUGACAGACAAAGAGACUGUCUGUGGAAGUUUUUCUUUCCACCCGAUUAUCAAGUUAUGAAAGUUUCCGAAAUUGCGCAGCCUGGGAAACCAAGACAGAUUCUUGCUUUUGAACUGCGGAUGAAUAUUAUUGCAGAUGCCACCAUAGACUUGCUUUUUACGAAAAAUAGGGAAACGAAUGCUGUACAUGUAAAUGUGGGAGCAGGCUCGUAUUUAGAAAUCAACAUUCCUAUGACAGUAGGAGAAAAUGGGUACACUCCGGCAAUCAAAGGACAACUUUUACAUGUUGAUGCCACAAGCAGUAUGCAGUAUCGAACACUGUUAGAAGCAGAAAUGUUGGCAUUCCACAUCAAUGCCAGCUAUCCUCGUAUCUGGAACAUGCCGCAGAAGUGGCAGUGUGAACUGGAAGUCUAUAAAGCCACAUACCAUUUCAUCUUUGCCCAGAAAAAUUUCUUUGCAGAUUUAAUUCAAGACUGGUCAAGUGACAGUGCUCCUGAUAUUUUUUCAUUUGUCCCCUAUACAUGGAAUUUUAAAGUCAUGUUUCAUCAAUUUGAAAUGAUUUGGGCUGCAAAUCAGCACAAUUGGAUUGACUGUUCCACAAAACAACAGGAGAAUGUUUAUCUGGCAGCCUGUGGGGAAACAUUAAACAUUGAUUUCUCUUUGCCUUUUACUGACUUUGUUCCAACUACCUGCAAUACCAAAUUUACUUUAAAGGGAGAAGAUGUUGAUCUUCAUUUGUUUCUACCUGAUUGCCACCCUAGUAAAUAUUCAUUAUUCAUGUUGGUAAAAGAUUGUCACCCAAAUAAAAUGACCCCUGAGUCGGCUAUUCCUGCUGAGUGUCAAAGUGGCCAUAAAACAGUCAAGCCCAAAUGGCGAAAUAUUACUCAAGAAAAGUGCGGUUGGGUCGAAUGCUGGACUGUUCCAAGCGUUAAGCUUACAAUAGACUAUACGUGGCAUCCUGUUUAUCCCCAGAAGGCAGAUGAGCAGUUAAAGCAGUCACUGUCAGAAAUGGAAGAAACAAUGUUAUCUGUACUAAGGCCGUCCCAGAAAGCAGUGGACAGAACUCUUUCUUCUCCUACCACUUCAUCCCGCCUGACAAUUGAUCCCUCAGAACUGCCACCUGAUAAGCUUCAUGUAGAAAUGGAGCUCUCUCCUGAUUCUCAGAUAACGCUCUACGGACCACUGUUGAAUGCCUUUCUGUCCAUAAAGGAAAAUUACUUUGGGGAAGAUGACAUGUAUACGGAUUUUGAAGAAAUAAUUUCAAGUCCUGUGUUAUCAAUGUCAACAUCAUCUAGCUCCGGUUGGACUGCCGUUGGAGUGGAUAAUGAGAAAAAGGACAAUGAAAGUUCCUCCAAGCCAGUUCAUCCGCUCAGUUUGCGACCUUGGGACAUUACCGUGCUUGUGAACUUGUACAAGGUUCAUGGACGGUUACCAGUUCAUGGAAGCACUGAUAGUCCCGAAUGCCCUACAGCUUUCUUGGAAAGACUUUGUUUUGAAAUGAAGAAAGGAUUUAGAGAGACUAUGCUACAACUUGUCCUUUCCCCACUGAAUAUAUUCUUAAAUGACAGCUAUCAGCAGCGUCCAUCUGUGGAUGAAGUCCUCAGAGAAGGUCACAUCAGCCUGUCUGGUCUACAGCUACGAGCACAUGCUAUGUUUUCAGCAGAAGGGCUCCCUCUGGGAAGUGAUUCCUUAGAAUACGCGUGGCUAAUCGAUGUUCAGGCUGGAUGCCUUACAGCCAAGGUUACGGCACCACAGCUGGCUUGUCUACUGGAAUGGGGACAGACAUUUGUUUUCCACGUGGUGUGUCGCGAGUUUGAAUUGGAAAGGCCCAAAUCUGUAAUAAUAUGUCAGCAUGGAAUUGAUCGUCGGUUCUGUGAAUCUAAGAUGAGCUGUGUUCCUGGACCCUGCCAAACCUCAGAUGAUUUGAAAUACACUAUGACCCGCUUAGCGGUAGAUGGGGCAGAUCUUUAUGUUGUGGAACAUGGCUGUGCUACAAAUAUAAAGAUGGGUGCAGUACGAGUUGCAAACUGUAAUCUCCACAAUCAGUCGGUUGGCGAAGGGAUAAGUGCUGCAAUUCAAGAUUUUCAAGUGAGGCAGUACAUUGAGCAAUUAAAUAGUUGUCGAGUUGGACUUCAGCCUGCAGUACUGCGGAGGGCCUACUGGUUGGAAGCUGGGUCAGCCAAUUUAGGACUCAUUACAGCCGAUGUUGCUUUAGCUGCUGAUCAUCACUGCAAACAUGAAGUGCAAAGGCAUUUCUUAGAAAUACAUGAUAGCAGAACUAAGAGGUUGUGGUUCCUGUGGCAAGAUGACAAUGUAAAGAAUAAAAGAAGCAAGAAUAAGUGUGGCUGUCUGGGUGGUUGCAGAUUCUUUGGUGGCACAGUGACUGGACUAGAUUUCUUUAAACUUGAAGAGCUGACACCUUCAAGCAGCUCUGCUUUUUCAAGCACUAGUGCGGACUCGGACAUGUUUUAUGGACAAUCUCUACUGCAGCCAGGAGAGUGGAUUAUUACCAAAGAGAUUCCCAAAGUCAUAGAUGGGAAAGUGAAUGGCAUGAAGAGGAAAGAUUGGGAGUGCAAAUCCGUGGGAAUAGAAGUGGAAAGAAAAGCUCAGCAUCUGAGUCUGCAGGUUCCACUCCGCUCUCACAGCUCCUCCUCCUCAGAAGAAAAUAGCAGCUCCAGUGCAGCUCUCCCCUUGUUGGCAGCUGACAAGGAGAGCCCUUCUUCUGCAACUGAAGAACUCCUGGUUCAGAAGGAGCUCCCUGCAGGGAACAAAAAAGAUGAUGGUCAUGUAAGUACUCUGGCAGAAGUUUCAGAAAACAGCCCCGUUUCCCCCGGUUCCCAGGAUAAAUCAGUAGUUCAGUCUCCGCUCCGGUCUCCUUUGAAGCGCCAAGCAUCGGUUUGUUCUACCCGACUUGGAAGCACCAAGAGUCUCACCGCCGCUUUCUAUGGGGACAAGCAGCCUGUCACAGUGGGAGUUCAGUUCAGUAGUGAUGUGUCUCGAAGUGAUGAAAAUGUCUUGGACUCCCCAAAGCAGAGAAGGAGCUUUGGCUCUUUUCCGUACACACCAUCAGCAGACUCUACUUCUUUCCAUCAGUAUCGCUCGAUGGACUCCAGCAUGUCAAUGGCCGACAGUGAAGCCUACUUUUCGGCAGCGGAAGAGUUUGAGCCGGUAAGCAGCGAUGAAGGCCCAGGAACUUAUCCCGGGAGAAAGAAGAAGAAAAAACAGACUCAGCAGAUUGACUACAGCAGAGGUUCCAUCUAUCACAGCAUAGAAGGCCCGCUUACCAGUUCGGCCCACGGAGAGGGCAGUCAGGAUCCAAAGACUCUGGCUAUCAAAACCCAUCCAUCCCAGGCUUCAUUUGUUUCUGCACUAGGCGGGGAAGAUGAGCUCGUAGAACACCUCUACAUCAUAGAGAGUGAGAAAUCUACAGGGAAUGAACAGAUCACUUCUCAACAACCCGUAAUGAGUUGUUAUCAAGCCUAUCUUACUCAGUACCAAGUGAUCAAUUGGUCAGUUAAGCAUCCGUCAAACAAAAGAACCUCCAAGUCCUCUCUGCAUCGCCCAUUGGACCUAGAUACACCAACCAGUGAAGAAAACUCAUCAUCCUUCGAACAACUUUUUGUCCCAACAUUUAAGGUCAUCAAACAGGGACUCACGGCGAAUGCUUUACUGGAUCGGGGUAUGCAGCUAUCGGGAUCAACUUCAAAUACACCAUAUACUCCUUUGGAGAAGAAAGCCGUGGAUAACACAGAUGAUGAAACAUUAACGGAAGAGUGGAACCUUGAUCAACCCAUCUCCCAGACUAGGACAACAGCUAUAGUAGAAGUAAAGGGAACUGUGGAUGUUGUUUUGACUCCUCUAGUAGCAGAAGCUCUGGACAGAUAUAUUGAAGCAAUGGUUCACUGUGCCAGCACCCGUCAUCCAGCUGCAAUUGUGGAUGAUCUUCAUUCCAAAGUCCUCAGUGAAGCGAUCCAGAAUAGCAAGACAGCUGUCUCAGAAAAUCUAUCCUCCAAACCAGAUGUAAGAGGAACAAAACCAGAGCACCCUACCACCGGAACAGCCACGGCAAACCAAGGACAAGCUCAGACAAAUCUUUCACUUAAGCAAGAUAAUGUGACAAUUAAAGGUCUCCAGGCUAAUGUUAGCAUACCCAAGGUAAAUUUGUGUUUGUUACAAGCAUCAGUGGAAGAAUCGCCAAGUUCAGCUGCUGGUAGGAGUGUGACUCAUGUUUCCCUGGUAGCUUUGUGUUUUGAUAGAAUUGCUACACAAGUGCGUAUGAAUAGAGGUGUGGUUGAAGAGACUUCAAACAAUGCAGAGCCUGGUAGAACGUCUGUGAACUUUGAGAGAUACGUCAACGCCAGCAAAAUGCAGCCUCAGUCUUCUGGCUCUCUGAGAUCUAACGCCGGAGCGGAAAAAGGCAAAGAAAUUGCAGCCAAAUUAAACAUUCAUCGAGUUCAUGGUCAGCUUAGAGGUCUGGAUACAACAGACAUGGGGACCUGUGCAAUCACUGCUAUUCCUUUUGAGAAAUCAAAAGUUCUGUUUACACUUGAAGAACUGGAUGACUUCACUUUUGUGGAUGAAACCGAUCAGCACACAGUUCCAGAUGGAAUGCGAAUGGGGCCCAGUCAAGAAAAGUGGGGUUGGAUAAUGUUUGAAUGUGGACUAGAAAAUCUAACAAUAAAAGGAGGAAGGCAGUCCGGGGCUCUUUUAUAUAAUACCUUUGGAAUUAUGGGCAAAUCGAAUGCCACCGAGAGAGGUGGUUUGCUCACAUCCAACAAUUCUUCUGAUUCCCCAACUGGCAGUGGUUAUAAUACCGAUGUGUCUGAAGAAAAUCUUCCUUGUGAUCGAAUAAGUCCUUCUUCAGACGUAAAUGGGAAUUCCGUUUCAGAUGAACAGGACGAAGGAGUUGAAUCUGAUGAUUUGAAAAAAGAUCUUCCUCUAAUGCCACCACCUCCAGAUUCCUGCAGCAUGAAAUUGACUAUCAAAGAAAUUUGGUUUAGUUUUGCUGCCCCCACCAAUGUGAGAGCUCCGCCCCACACCUUUUCUAGGCAGUUGAACCUUUUGAGCACAGCAACCCCUGCUGUAGGAGCAUGGCUCGUUCCCAUUGAUCAACUCAAAUCAUCUUUAAACAAAUUAGAGACCGAAGGAACCCUGAGAAUUUGUGCUGUGAUGGGAUGCAUAAUGACAGAAGCUUUAGAGAAUAAAAGCAUGCACUUUCCCUUGAGAAGUAAAUAUAACAGACUUACAAAACUUGCUCGCUUCCUCCAAGAAAACCCUUCAUGCUUACUGUGCAAUAUAUUACACCACUACCUCCAUCAGGCUAAUUACUCAAUCAUUGAAGAUGCCACUAUGAGUGAUGGCCUUCCUGCCCUAGUAACUUUAAAGAAAGGGCUUGUGGCGCUGGCCAGACAGUGGAUGAAGUUUAUUGUGGUGACGCCGACUUUCAAGGCAGUGAAUUUACAUAGACCGGCUCAACCCCUGAAACCACAGACUGCUUUGCGCCAUGAACGUGAAGAUGGACUUGGGCUAGACAAUGGUGGCGGUCUUCAGAGUGACACCAGUGCUGAUGGAGCAGAAUUUGAGUUUGAUGCAGCUACUGUCAGUGAGCACACAAUGCUUCUAGAUGGAAUUGCCAAUCGGCCUCCACCUGGUGGGGGAUCUUCUGGUCCUGUGUCUGGGGCCGAGAUCAUGAGGAAACUCUCCAAGUCACACACCCACAGUGAUUCUGCUCUUAAAAUAAAGGGCAUCCACCCGUACCAUUCCCUGAGCUACACCAGUGGCGACACGGCCACUGAUUCCCCGGUGCACGUUGGCCGCUCUGGGCUGCCGGUCAGAGAAAGUCCAAGGAAGGAAUCUUUACUCAGCUACUUGACUGGGAGUUUUCCUAGCCUGCACAACCUCCUGGAAGGGACUCCUCAGAGAAGCACCACAGCUGUCAAAAGUAGUUCCCUAACGAGGACCGGAAAUACAGUGGCCACCGACAUGCUAUCAGAACACCCUUUGUUAUCAGAACCGUCAUCAGUGAGCUUCUAUAAUUGGAUGUCAAAUGCAGUGGGUAACCGGGGAAGUAUGGUACAGGAAUCUCCCGUCACAAAGUCCGGUCACAAUAGCCUCCCAACAGGGGCUGCUCCCAACCUUCCUACAAUACCCUCAGCCUCAGACUUCAAUACAGUCUUGUCCAGUGACCAGAACACUUUGGAUGGAACCCAUUCUCAGCAUAGCACCAGUCAGGAUGAUGUAGCGGCUGUGGAAGAGGGCAACCAAGGGUUUCCUGCUGUUCAGCUGGCUGAUGCACAGGUGGUUUUCAAGCCCCUUCUGAGCCAUACAGGGAUUCAGUCACAGGAUGCAAUGCCUCUCUGCUACCGAAUGUAUUUUGGAGAACAUCUUUCAUUUUCAGGGACUUUGGAUUGCCUUAGAGCAGAUAUCGUUGAUUCUGACACAACUAAAGAGAGAAAAAGUAAAAGAGCAAGACGGCAAGGGGCUAUAAAUCUCCCACCACUGGAGUUCAAACCAGCGUUAAUGUUGGAAACCUUUAGCCUCAGUGCUGUUGUGAUGGAGAAAUCAGUGUGCACUCCUCAGAACUCAACCAAUGCCCUUUCUUUUCACGACCUCAACAAGCGUUACUACAACACCUUUCACUGCAAUUUUACAAUCUCUUGUCAGUCAAUAAGCCAACACGUCGACAUGGCAUUGGUUCGUCUCAUUCAUCAAUUUAGUACAAUGAUAGAUGAUAUCAAAGCCACCCAGACAGAUAUUAAGCUUAGCAGAUAUACUGCUGGCUCAGCAUCUCCGACCCCUACCUUCAAAACCCGUAAGCACCGCGACUUCCGCUCUUCUGACUUCAGCCGGAGCUCAAGGGGAAGUCUGAAUGGCGGAAAUAGAGUAAAUAAUGCCAAGAGUAAAAGGACCAACAACGAGAACAACAAGAAAGAACCUCGGAAUAAGAAUUCCGUCGGAAGAUCAGAAAGACGAACUUCGAAAGUGUCCAGGAAAGGUUCAAAGGAUGUAGUUGAUCACAUGACCAUUCAUAUGGAUGACUCUGAUUCGAUUACGGUGUCAGAGCAGAGCGAGCCUUCUGCAGAGUGCUGGCAAAAUAUGUAUAAACUGCUGAAUUUCUAUUCGCUUAUCUCAGAUCCAACGGGAAUUUUGGAGAAAUCAUCUGAAACAUUUGGACCAGCAGGUGUCCGGAGCCCCACAGAACCAACGUGUAAGGUCGUGUUUGAGAACGAACAGGACAACAACAGCUUGAACAAGGCCCAGAGGAAACGCAGCGUGGUCACCACCGAACCCCAGCACGUGACUCUCAUAGUGUUCGGGAUUGGCAUGGUGAAUCGCACGCACCUUGAGGCGGAUAUCGGUGGACUAACCAUGGAGUCCGAGCUGAAGAGAAUCCAUGGGAGCUUUACCCUGAAAGAAAAAAUGAAAGAUGUUUUGCAUCAAAAAAUGACAGAGACAUGCGCCACCGCUCAUAUUGGCGGGGUUAACAUUGUUCUGCUUGAAGGCAUUACACCUAAUAUACAACUGGAGGACUUUCCAACAUCUCCUACAAGUACAGCCAAACAAGAAUUUCUAACUGUGGUGAAAUGCAGCAUUGCCAAGUCUCAAGCUCUUUAUAGCGCCCAGAGAGGGUUGAAGACAAACAACGCGGCCGUGUUCAAAGUGGGUGCGAUCAGCAUCAACAUACCUCAGCACCCGGCCACGUUGCAUAGCAUGAUGGUGCGCAGUUCUCACCAGCUUUCCAAACAGAUCUCGGAUCUCAUUAGGCAACCAUCAACGGCCCCACAGUCUGUGAAAGAAGAUAUCGCAACCCCAUUACCUUCUGAAAAAACUCCAACAAGUAUUAAUCAAACUCCUAUUGAAACCAAUGAAUUUCCCCAGCUCCCUGAAGGCUUAGAGAAGAAGCCCAUUGUUCUUAAAUUCAGUGCUAUGUUAGAUGGCAUAGCUAUUGGAGCAGCAUUAUUGCCAUCUCUGAAAGCAGAAUAUAAGAUGGGAAGAAUGAGAAGUCACGGAAUGACAGGGGCACAGACGAGAUUUACGUUUGAACUGCCAAAUCACAGACUGCGCUUCACUUCAAAGGUUUCUGCCACCGACAUGUCAACAAUUCCUCCUUCUGCCAGUCUCAACCUUCCUCCUGUCACUAUGUCAGGGAAAUAUGUAAUGGAAGAACAUGAUAGCUAUUCAGAUCAGGUGUGGAACAUAGAUGAGUUACCCACUAAACAAGGAUACUAUUUGCAAGGAAACUAUCUACGUUGCGUAGCUGAGGUUGGUUCCUUUGAACAUAAUCUCACAACCGACCUCCUAAACCAUUUAGUGUUUGUUCAAAAGGUGUUCAUGAAGGAAGUCAAUGAAGUAAUCCAGAAAGUUUCGGGAGGAGAACAGCCAAUUCCUCUGUGGAAUGAACACGAUGGCACAGCAGAUGGAGAUAAGCCUAAAAUUCUCCUCUAUUCCCUGAACCUGCAGUUUAAGGGUAUUCAGGUGACAGCCACAACUCCGUCUAUGAGAGCGGUGAGAUUUGAAACCGGAUUGAUAGAACUAGAACUCUCAAAUCGACUUCAAACCAAAGCCGUGCCAGGAAAUAGCAGCUAUUUGAAGUUAUUUGGAAAAUGUCAAGUGGAUUUGAAUUUAGCAUUAGGACAAAUUGUCAAACAUCAGGUUUAUGAAGAGGCCGGCUCUGAUUUCCAUCAAGUUGCCUAUUUUAAGACAAGAAUUGGAUUAAGGAAUGCCCUCCGAGAAGAAAUCAGUGGUUCCUCAGAUAGGGAAGCUGUGCUCAUUACUUUGAACAGGCCGAUUGUUUAUGCCCAGCCGGUAGCCUUUGACAGAGCUGUGCUGUUUUGGCUCAAUUACAAAGCUGCGUACGACAACUGGAAUGAACAGAGGAUGGCUUUACAUAAGGAUAUUCACAUGGCCACCAAGGAAGUGGUAGAUAUGCUACCGGGAAUUCAGCAAACAUCUGCUCAGGCCUUUGGGACGCUUUUCCUCCAACUCACUGUUAAUGACUUGGGAAUUUGCCUGCCAAUCACAAAUGCUGCCCAGUCGAAUCAUACUGGUGACCUUGAUACUGGCUCUGCUUUAGUCCUGACCAUUGAAAGUACUCUAAUUACCGCCUGCUCUUCAGAGUCUCUAGUUAGUAAAGGACAUUUCAAAAAUUUCUGCAUCCGCUUUGCUGAUGGCUUUGAGACAACCUGGGAUGACUGGAAACCAGAAAUCCGUGGGGAUCUAGUUAUGAAUGCCUGUGUUGUACCAGAUGGGACCUAUGAAGUGUGCUCUAGGACUACUGGACAGGCAUCAGCUGAAAGUAGUAGCGCUGGAACUUGGACACUCAACGUGCUGUGGAAGAUGUGUGGGAUUGACGUCCAUAUGGAUCCAAAUAUCGGGAAACGGCUGAAUGCCCUGGGUAACACCCUCACCACUCUAACAGGAGAGGAAGAUGUUGAUGACAUUGCAGACCUGAACUCAGUAAACAUAGCCGACCUGUCUGAUGAGGAUGAAGUCGAUUCCAUGUCUCCCACCAUACACACUAGUUCAGAUGGAGGUUCAGUAAGUGGAGAUGGCUACAAGCUUACCUUUGGGCAGCGACUUGUAAAUCACCUGCUGGGACUGACACCCCAAAGUCAACGUUACUCUGUUCCUACGGAGUAUCUGUUCGGAUCUGAGCUGUGUGGCUCCCCUCAGUCUAGUGGAUCACAUAUGAAAGCAUGCAGGGCUCACUCAUGGGGAAAUGAGGCUAUUGAUUAUCGAAGACAAGGAGCAUCUGGUAAUCAGCCCGGAGAGUUAAGAGGAAGAAAAGUUAUGAAACGAAUAGUGGACAUUAGGGAACUGAAUGAACAGGCUAAAGUAAUUGAUGAUCUCAAGAAAUUAGGUGCAAGUGAAGGAACUAUAAACCAGGAGAUUCAACGAUACCAGCAAUUAGAGUCCGUUGCCGUGAAUGACAUACGCAGAGAUGUUCGUAAAAAAUUACGGAGGUCCAGCAUGAGGGCAGCUUCACUUAAGGACAAAUGGGGAUUAGGCUACAAACCCAGUUACAACCGAUCAAAAACCGUUUCUGCUUCAGGAAGGCCUCCCCUUAAACGGAUGGAGAGAACAAGUUCUCGGGUGGGAGACGCUGAGGAGCUUCCAGAAAUUCGUGUGGAUGCGGCUUCUCCUGGACCCAGAGUGACUUUCAAUAUCCAAGAUCCAUUGAAUAAUACAGUUUGGGGACUUACACAACCAUCCAGCCCUCCAGGGGAAGGGUAUUUUCAGUUUCCAGAGGAGACAGAACUGGACCUUUUGUCUGUAACCAUUGAUGGUCCAUCCCAUUACUCAUCAAAUAGUGAAGGAUCAUGCUCAGUAUUCAGUUCACCCAAAACUCCGGUAGUCUUCUCACAAGACAUUCCCUUCCAGCCUGAAGAAGGUCGUCGAGAUGACAGCUCAUCUUCAACCAGUGAAGAUUCAGAGAAGGAGGAAAAGGAAGAUGACCACGAAAGGGAAAAAUUUUAUAUUUACAGAAAACCCUCACAUACCUCCCGAAAAAAGGCGACAGGCUUUGCUGCAGUCCAUCAGCUGUUUACUGAACGCUGGCCUUCAGCUCCUGCCAGCCGAAAUCUGAGUGGCACAGCCACAGAAAGAAAUAUUGACUUUGAAUUGGACAUCAGAGUUGAAAUCGAUAGUGGGAAAUGUGUUCUGCACCCAACAACGCUUCUGCAAGAACAUGAUGACAUAAGCUUAAGAAGGAGUUACGACCGGAGUUCAAGAAGCUUGGAUCAAGAAUCCCCUUCAAAGAAGAAAAAAUUUCAAACUAACUAUGCAUCCACUACACAUUUAAUGACUGGCAAGAAAGUGCCAUCUUCUUUGCAAACAAAGCCAAGUGACUUGGAAACAACUGUAUUUUACAUUCCUGGAGUUGAUGUAAAGUUACACUACAACUCUAAGACUUUAAGGACUGAGUCGCCAAAUGCUUCCAGAGGAUCAUCUUUGCCUCGAACCCUUUCCAAAGAGUCCAAGCUGUAUGGUAUGAAAGACAAUGCCACAUCUCCUCCUUCUCCUCCUUUACCUACCUCUGCCCACAGCAAGACUAACACCUUACUUCCUCCCCAACCCCCACCUAUUCCCUCAGCCAAAGGCAAGGGAAGUGGAGGCAUAAAAACCGCUAAACUCUACGCGUGGGUAGCACUCCAGUCAUUGCCGGAAGAAAUGGUCAUCAGUCCCUGCCUCCUAGACUUUCUAGAGAAGGCUCUGGAAACCAUCCCUAUUACACCAAUCGAAAGAAAUUACACAGCAGUCAGCUCGCAGGAUGACGACAUGGGACAGUUUGAUUUACCAGAUCCUAUGGAAGAGUCUACAACAUCACUAGUAUCAUCUUCAACCUCUGCAUACUCCUCCUUCCCAGUAGACGUAGUAGUUUACGUACGAGUUCAGCCUUCACAGAUCAAAUUCAGCUGCCUGCCAGUGUCUAGAGUAGAAUGCAUGCUAAAACUGCCUUCCCUGGACCUGGUGUUUUCUUCAAAUCGAGGGGAACUGGAGACUUUAGGGACCACCUACCCGACAGAGAGUUUGUCACCUGGCAGUAGCGCUUCUCUGAGUGGAGCAAAGACCUCAGCUAACAAAACCGGGACCCCAGGUUCUUCUGGACUCGGGAGCCCUCUUGGCAGAAGCCGGCACAGCAGUAGUCAGUCAGACUUGACAAGCUCCAGCAGCAGUUCAUCGGGACUGAGUUUCACCGCCUGCAUGUCUGACUUCUCCCUUUAUGUAUUUCAUCCAUAUGGAGCAGGGAAACAAAAGACUGCUGUUUCUGGCCUUACCCCUGGAUCUGGAGGACUAGGCAACGUCGAUGAGGAGCCUACUUCGGUCACUGGGCGGAAAGACUCCCUUAGUAUAAACCUGGAGUUUGUGAAAGUGAGCUUAUCUCGAAUAAGGCGUUCCGGCGGCGCUUCGUUUUUUGAGAUUCAAGCUGCAAGCAAAUCUGCAAGCAAGAUGGAUACUACAUUAAUAAAUAUAUCUGCUGUGUGCGAUAUAGGAUCAGCUUCCUUUAAAUAUGAUAUGCGUCGGCUCAGUGAAAUCCUGGCCUUUCCAAGAGCUUGGUACAGAAGAAGUAUUGCCCGGCGCCUUUUUCUUGGAGAUCAAACCAUAAAUUUGCCAGCAUCUGGCCCUGGAACUCCUGAUUCCAUUGAAGGAGUAAGCCAGCACCUAUCCCCGGAAUCCUCCCGGAAAGCUUACUGUCGGACCUGGGAGCAGCCCAGCCAGUCAUCUUCCUUCACUCACAUGACCCAAGCUAAUAAUGUUUUCAACGAACACAUGACCAACAGCAACAUGUCACCAGGGGCAGCCGUUCAGAACCUAAAAUCCCCAGCAUCGGUAAGAUCCAGAAGUGUAUCCGACUCUUCAGUUCCCCGGAGAGAUUCACUUUCAAAGACUUCAACUCCUUUUAACAAAUCCAACAAAGCAGCAAGCCAACAAGGCACGCCAUGGGAAACAUUAGUCGUAUUUGCUAUUAACCUGAAACAGCUGAAUGUUCAAAUGAACAUGAGCAAUGUGAUGGGCAAUACUACCUGGACCACCAGUGGUUUGAAAAGCCAAGGCCGUCUUUCAGUGGGCAGUAAUCGAGACCGAGAGAUUAGCAUGUCCGUUGGUCUGGGUAGAUCACAGCUGGACUCAAGGGGAGGAGUAGUUGGCGGUACCAUAGAUGUUAACACUUUGGAAAUGGUCGCUCAUAUUUCUGAACAUCCAAACCAGCAACCCAGUCACAAAAUUCAGAUCACCAUGGGCUCUACUGAAGCACGUGUUGAUUAUAUGGGAUCAAGUAUUCUCAUGGGUAUCUUCAGUAAUGCUGAUCUUAAGUUACAGGAUGAGUGGAAAGUGAACCUGUACAACACUUUGGAUUCAAGCAUGUCUGAUAAAAGUGAAAUUUUUGUUCAUGGUGAUUUGAAGUGGGACAUUUUCCAAGUGAUGAUUUCACGGUCAACCACACCCGACUUGAUAAAAAUAGGAAUGAAGCUCCAGGAGUUCUUCACGCAGCAAUUUGACACUAGCAAACGUGCUCUGUCUACCUGGGGGCCAGUUCCUUAUCUGCCACCGAAGACUGUGACCAAUAACUUCGAGAAAAAUUCGCAAGAACAAUUGCUGGACGCAGCUCACCACCGCCACUGGCCAGGAGUAUUGAAGGUGGUGUCGGGGUGCCAUAUAUCCUUAUUUCAGAUACCGUUGCCAGAGGACGGAAUGCAGUUUGGAGGAUCGAUGAGUCUGCAUGGGAAUCACAUGACGCUGGCUUGCUUCCACGGCCCUAAUUUCCGCUCAAAGUCAUGGGCGCUCUUUCACUUAGAAGAACCUAACAUUGCGUUUUGGACAGAAGCCCAGAAGAUCUGGGAAGAUGGUUCCAGUGAUCACUCCACAUACAUUGUGCAAACACUGGAUUUUCAUUUGGGUCACAAUACCAUGGUCACCAAACCCUGUGGCGCUUUAGAGAGUCCCAUGGCAACAAUAACCAAGAUAACCAGACGCCGCCAUGAAAAUCCACCCCAUGGAGUGGCCAGUGUAAAAGAAUGGUUCAAUUAUGUGACUGCAACGAGGAAUGAAGAGCUGAACCUGCUCCGAAAUGUCGAUGCCAAUAAUGCAGAGAGCAGCACCACUGUGAAGAGCUCCAGCUUGCUUAGCGGCUUCCGGGGCGGGUCCAGUUACAAUCAUGAAACAGAAACCAUCUUUGCCUUACCCCGGAUGCAGCUGGACUUCAAAUCCAUUCACGUUCAAGAACCACAGGAACCUUCAAUCCAGGACACCAACGUUAAACCAAAGGUCGAGUGCAGCGUGGUCACAGAAUUUACCGAUCACAUUUGCGUGACUAUGGAUGCCGAGCUAAUCAUGUUUUUGCACGACUUGGUGUCUGCUUACCUAAAAGAAAAAGAAAAAGCUAUCUUUCCACCUCGAAUUCUGUCCACUCGACCUGGACAGAAAAGUCCACUUACUGUUCACGAUGACAGUUCCUCAGAAAAAGAAAGAGAGGACGGCAUCAGUUAUACUACUGUAGACUGGAGAGAUUUUAUGUGCAAUACUUGGCAUUUGGAACCCACACUCCGAUUAAUUUCUUGGACCGGCCGAAAGAUCGACCCGGUAGGGGUUGACUACAUUCUUCAAAAGUUGGGCUUUCAUCAUGCCAGGACUACUAUUCCCAAGUGGCUUCAGCGAGGUGUCAUGGACCCACUGGACAAGGUUCUGUCGGUCCUAAUCAAAAAGCUGGGGACGGCCCUCCAGGAUGAAAAGGAAAAGAAAGGAAAAGACAAAGAAGAACACUAAAAGCAACUGUAGCUGUGAAAGAUAAUUUUAUUUCCGUUAAAUUUAUUCUCACUGAAGUAUUUUAUUGUAUAGUGAAAUUAUUUUAAGUUUGAUUCAAAGAGAAUUCUAAUGGCUUUUUCGCUCCUUCAUUAAACAUUCGUGAGUUUAAUUGUUUACUGUGGUACUCUCCACCAGUUCGUAUACAGUGAAGUAUUGCAUGAUGUAAAUUUUGUGAAAUAAGAGAAACUGUGUAAAUCUGCUGAGCAUUCAUAAUUAUGUGCAAUAUCAUUCCUGCAUCUUUAAAAUAUUUGCAGAUUAACUGUGAAUUUUUGAGACUCAUUGGCUGGUCAUAACUUAAAUCUUGUUGAUAAUGUAUUUUUUUUUGUCAGUGGCUUUUUUUCCUUUGUUAUACUUGUAUAAAUUUAUGUAUAUAUGGUUUGUGGAACUGUGAUAUGAUGGCCAUAGUGCAAAACUAUUGUUACUGCUGUAAUAAAGUCUCAUUAACUUGA
Messenger RNA from Tachyglossus aculeatus (Australian echidna), 16026 nucleotides. It is a transcript of the gene BLTP1, whose product is annotated as KIAA1109 ortholog. The transcript is spliced from 88 exons. Bases 239 to 15538 code for a protein of 5099 amino acids. Gene Ontology annotation, biological process: synaptic vesicle endocytosis. The record is from RefSeq and is a predicted model, not a curated record. Lineage: Eukaryota; Metazoa; Chordata; Mammalia; Monotremata; Tachyglossidae.